AUGCAAGCCCUAGUUUCACCUAAAAAACCAAUUUUGUUCCUAAAUGUCCUCAUUUGUAAAAUAGACUUGUACGCAGACAUCACUUCUAAAGACAUCGGAUCGACUAGGACAAGUAUUGAUUCACAAAACGAUCCUAAUUCAAGGAACACCUCGCCAUCCGGGUGGAACCAAGAGGUUAUGAACCUGUUCUCACAGAACUCGGCUUUAUUGCCUUCAGACAUUACUGUCCCAGAGAUGCCUCAGAUCUACAAAAGGUCUCACCAGAAUGAUGAGAAGAUCAGGAAUAAAGAACGAGAAAUGCUCAUGAAACAGCUUGAGAAAUUCGAUGAGAAUGUCAAGCAUGCGAUCCUUCUCAGUAAAGACAAAGAGCUCAAGAGUGACUUCUAUCGCAAGCUUGAAAUCCUAGCUGAUCGUAUCCACAUUUAUAGAAAUAUCUUUUACACUAGGAAGCCUGUGUUCGACCAAACUAUGAAGGCCGAAGACAAUGUAAAGCUGAAGAGAGGCUCUAAGAGUCCAUCUAAGAGGGUGAGAUUUAGAAAUUCUAACUCGAAAAAAUUACCGGUGAUUGGACAUAGGACUUCGCAUUCAGACCUUACAUUCCUCGAUUCGUCUAAGAAAAGAUCCAUGAAUAAUAAAUAUAAGCACCUCCUUCAAGAUGGGUUUGAUAAGAUGAUGAAAGAGGUAAUCAAAGAGGAAGGAAUCUUAUCAGAAAAAGGAAGACAAUCUGUAAGAAGAAUGUACAAAACAUCUUCAUUUGAGGAAAAUCUGAAUUUAUUAAGCAAAGUCGAAGAUCAGAGAAAAUAAGUUUCCUGAGAUUAUUCCUCCAUUUAAGCUACAAAGGGAAGAUGAGAGUUUGCCAAACCUUGCCUGAUUUAAUACACUAACGCACAGAGGUGCCAAAGUAAAGAAGUUCUCCCCUAAGAAGAAGGGAAAUCGAGCUUUUAAACUCAGAAAAGCAGUCUCAAUUAGAAAUUUGCAAGAGUUAGAACAGUCUAAGCUUUCGUCUAACCGGAACUGUAAUGAUAUAAUUCAAGAGAUCAGAGAACCUCCCAAAAAGUUUAAUAGAGCAAGGAUCGACACUCUAGCUCAACCAAGAAUUUCUCAAGAUCCCUCUCAUAGAGCUUCCCAAUCUGCUUUUGAACCGGGAGAUUACGACUUGAGAAAAUCCCGUUUGCUUGCUUUAAAAUAACUCUAAAUCUCUCAAGAAGUUAAAAUAUAAAGCAGAGUUCCUAAGUGCGAUUAAAGACCUGACAACUGAUGUUUCAGAGAGUCCAGAUAAGAAGCAAACAAUUGGCUUCAGCCCUUCCUUAUCACUCAAAAAGUCGAUGAUAAUAUACCAAAGUGCUACUCUAGAAGAUGAGAAUGUGAAACAGAAGAAAAAGAAGAAGUUCCAGAUUCCUCAGAAGCACAAGAUUAUUCAAGCAAUUGAGAGUAAGAAGAAAAUGAAAGAUGUCGAAUAGCUUUCUCCAACUUGUGACAACAGAGAUUC
Molecule: messenger RNA, 1489 nt
Organism: Moneuplotes crassus
Lineage: Eukaryota; Ciliophora; Spirotrichea; Euplotida; Euplotidae
Source: the annotation of a GenBank genome assembly